Molecule: messenger RNA, 1377 nt
Organism: Cicer arietinum (chickpea)
Lineage: Eukaryota; Viridiplantae; Streptophyta; Magnoliopsida; Fabales; Fabaceae
Product: 1-aminocyclopropane-1-carboxylate oxidase homolog 1-like
Source: RefSeq, a predicted model, not a curated record
AGUUUUCCAAGAUAGGUAGGUACAAGGUAGUAUUAUAUAAACAAAUUUUCUAAACUUUUUCACUCUAAGGCCACUAGCUAGAAAGAGAAGAAACUAAGAUGGAUUUUACAACUACAGAUGAAAUUGCAUCCAAGUUCAAAUUCAACUCUGGUAGGCUUCAUGAGCUAAAAGCAUUUGAUGAUACAAAAGCUGGUGUUAAAGGUCUUGUUGAUGAAGGUGUUAUCAAAAUCCCAACCUUAUUUCAUCAUCCACCUGAUAAGUUUGAAAAGGCCACAAAUUCAUCCAACACACAACACAACCUUAUUCCUGUUAUAGACUUUGCAAAUAUUGGUAAAGAUUCAAUUACAAGGCAAGAAAUUAUAAGCAAAGUAAAAGAAGCUUCUGAGACAUGGGGUUUUUUUCAAUUGGUCAAUCAUGGAAUUCCUUUGAGUGUUCUUGAGGAUAUGAAAGAUGGGGUGCUUAGAUUCUAUGAACAAGAUUUUGAGGUGAAAAAAGAGUUAUAUUCUAGAGAUCAAACAAGGUCAUUGAUUUAUAAUAGUAAUUUUGAUUUGUAUAGUAAUUCACCAGCUCUUAAUUGGAGGGAUACUUUUGCUUGUCACUUGGCUCCUAAUACUCCAAAACCAGAAGAUUUUCCAGUAGUAUGCAGGGAUAUACUUCUAGAAUAUGGAGAACAUAUAAUGAAACUUGGAAUGACAGUCUUUGAAUUACUGUCAGAAGCUCUUGGAUUGGAUAAAGAUCAUGUAAAAAACUUAGGCUGUUCUGAGGGUAUUAUGUUACUUUGCCAUUACUAUCCUGCUUGUCCUGAACCAGAAUUAACUAUGGGAACCACCAAACAUUCUGACAAUAGUUUUCUCACAUUGCUUCUUCAAGAUCAUAUUGGUGGCCUCCAAGUUCUUCAUAAGGACAAGUGGUUUGAUAUACCUCCAAUACCUGAGGCUCUUGUUGUUAAUAUUGGUGAUCUUCUGCAGCUUGUAACAAAUGACAAAUUCAAGAGUGUUGAACAUAGAGUACUAGCAAAUAGUAUUGGUCCAAGAAUAUCUGUUGCAUGUUUUUUCAUGGCAGAUCAUAGAUCAAAAGAAAAACUCUAUGGACCUAUAAAAGAAUUAUUAUCACAAGACAAUCCUCCAAGAUACAGAGAAACCAAUUUUGCUGAUUAUGUAGACUACUACAAAGCAAAAGGGCUUGAUGGCACUUCUUCUCUUCAACAUUUCAAGCUUUGAGUUGGAUGAUGUGGAUUAAGCUGUUUUAUUUAGCAUGAUAAAUUAAUAAACUAGAUUAGUUGGAAAAUAAUAACAAUUUUCAUUUUUAAUAUAAUUGUAGAUCUUAUUAUUGUACUUUGAAAUGUGUGCUAUAUAUGCCUAUGCCUUGCAACUAAUA